Pungitius pungitius (ninespine stickleback) is the source of this 2091-nucleotide messenger RNA. It is a transcript of the gene c5h2orf68, whose product is annotated as chromosome 5 C2orf68 homolog. The record is from RefSeq and is a predicted model, not a curated record. Bases 86 to 604 code for a protein of 172 amino acids. The transcript has 4 exons. NCBI's taxonomy places the organism in Eukaryota, Metazoa, Chordata, Actinopteri, Perciformes, Gasterosteidae.
CUUUUUGUCAUUGGUGUCUGUGGAUCUGCUUGUUGCCAUCAUAAGAUCACACAUACUGUCGCCGUAGUGGAACGAUUUGUUAAAAAUGGAUAUUUUAGGAGACGAUGAAGCACUUGAGCUGAAAUACAAACGUUGCGGCCGCUUGGACAUGAGCCACGGCUUCCUGCACCAUAUCCGGAGGAACCAAAUUGCUAGAGAUGACUAUGAUAAAGAGGUGAAGCAAGCCAAAGACGUAAAGCAAGCCAAAGAGCUUCAGCGGCGGAGGAACACCACGACCCCUAGACGACCACGGCGGCCUGAUAUCCAAGUGUACCAUCCUCGAUGCAGGCAUGGAUCAGACCCGGGGGCCGGUGCUGAGGCUGAAGAGUCUAAUGAGAGUGGGUCAAGCACAGAGACCGAGACAGAGACCCAUGGUGCUGAACUCUUCUGGCUCGACUACCAGGCGGACUCCGGUGCAAUCAGCUCUUUUCUGGUGCACAAGGAGGAUAACCCUGAGAAGGUGGUGGAUCGUGUUGCAGAGAAGAACAUCCUGGAUUCAGCCAUGAAGGCAGCUCUAGAAGCUCGAAUUCGGAAGGAAAUCGAUGAAAGAGACAGCAAACGUUGAGUGAUAUUCUCAAGCAGUUGACCAUGAUGACAGGGACAUUUGGCAAAGAGGAGCUAUACUUCAUUUGCAGUUCUGAACCUCUACACAGCAGAAACGCUGCUGUCAGUAUUGGGAACACAAUGAGGACUUUAGGAUCAGGUACAGUGACUAUCAGCAGAGGUCCAACUUUAUGACCGCUAACUAAUGUUUUUUAAGGAGAAGGAAUAGCACUUCUCAAAGAAGGUAGGAUCGGGAGUUAACUGUAUUUACAUUUGUUCAAACCUUGUUUCGUUACCUCACACCCACAUUCAUAGGUUUAAGGACACAUUUUCUACACCUUCAAGUCGAUUGGACUUUGUUGCUUUCUAACAGUUAAAUUCAGAAAAUGAGUGAGGACAGAGAGCACUGUUAACUUCUCUCUGUUAAACACCUCCUGUGUUGCUUUUGUUUACAAAGACCUUGUUUUUAUAAAGAGAUGAAUACUUUUGUAAGCUAUACUGCUGGGAACAGAACAUCGGUCUCAGUGAUUCAAUGGAUAGAAAUGUGAGAACACAGUUUUGUUUGCGUUUUGUUUGUGUUUAUGUGGCAACUGUGUUUCAUUUUUUGAAGUAUUCUAAUUUAUUUUAGAUUUUGAAAAUGUUUAUUUUUGAUACUAAAUAUAUUUUGAUGAUUCUUUAUGUACAAAAUGAAUGUCACCUACAUGUAUAUAAAAUACAUUUAUUACUUUCCAAUUGUGUCUGGAUGUGGACUUGUUGACUUGAACAGCCAUAAAAGUUGGUUGUUAGUGUCUCGAUGUGUUGUAAAAACUCUCAAUUGUUGGUAAUUUGACAUUUAUCACUUCUAUUCUGAAAUAUACAUACUGUAUAGUAUUGGGAAUACAACAAAAUACUAUAUAGAAUAGUUGGCUGACAGUGUUUCACACCAUGUCCCCAGCAGGUGGCAGUAUGAAUCAGCAUUGCAGGACUAUUUGCUGUGUCUCAACUUUUCUUUUAAUCGCUUGUCAAUUUUAACGGUAUAAAUUAACUGCAGAACUAAUUCUUGGAAAUCUAUUUUGAUAUCAGCUAUCAAAAUUAAAAUAUCAUUGCUUUACCUUCAACCUAGUGGAGUGCUUUUUGUUUAAAACCUGUUUUCCAUGCAGGUGCAAACCAGCAAGUUAGAACCAGCCAGGGGUGUGAAUUGGUGAAAAAGACAAGCCUUUCAUCUACAACAAAAGGGAUUCACUGACAGAACUACCUGGGGACACAGAGAUUAAAAAACAAUUUCUUUAAAAUGACAGGAAUCCCCAUUAAAACAUAGCUACCAGCAGUUGUGCCUGAGGUAAAUGUCAUGCUGUCUCAUCAGAUUUGGCUGACAUACAGGGGGAAACACGAAGUUCCGCCACCAUCGCACGCUAUGGUAAAAAGUUGACAAAUGGUUAGACAAGCUGUCGAUCCACUGUAGAGUAGGGGAUUAAAUAAUUGUUUUCAUGAAUGGAUAAAAAUAUGCAAACCUCACCCCAUGACCACAUG